This is a messenger RNA of Aspergillus aculeatus ATCC 16872, 2175 nucleotides long. Its product is annotated as serine/threonine-protein kinase. Gene Ontology annotation, biological process: peptidyl-serine phosphorylation; intracellular signal transduction. Gene Ontology annotation, molecular function: ATP binding; protein serine/threonine kinase activity. Lineage: Eukaryota; Fungi; Ascomycota; Eurotiomycetes; Eurotiales; Aspergillaceae. The annotation marks the transcript as partial. The transcript is spliced from 5 exons. The record is from RefSeq and is a predicted model, not a curated record.
UUGAAGCGAAGUCAGUCGACACCGGCAGCUCUCACACAUAUUGUGUCAACCAAGCUAUCAACCACUUUUGGAAGUCCUACGGUCAUCCGUCGCUCACAUCUUCGCUCGCGGCCUAGUUUUCGGCUCCCUCAGUUUCCAGGGCCGUCACUUGCCCCUGCAUUGGAUAAGCAAGGCGAUAGUGCUCAGGAUAGCUCCGAUCCCCAAACCUCGCCGGAAGACAGUGUGUCUCCGACUAGUACACGUUCCACUCCUCAGACAACUCCUCCCACAACGCCUCCCACAUCAGGAGAGCCGUCAGGAGGCUCGAAGCAAGGCAUUCUAGAUGCCGAGCAGGCGAAACAAACAACGUCACCAUCUAGCAGCGACGAGGGUACACAUACCCAAGUGAUCGAAGGCUCACUCGGUCGGCCGCCCUCGAUCAUUACAGUGGAGGCUGCUGCCAAUGCAAAGGUCUUCUUCGAAACACACUUCAACUCGGUAUUUUGUGGGACGGAUCUUCGCUCGCAGCGUCAGCAUGAGCUUGAACAGUAUAUCUAUGGCCUUCCUUUGGCUCCCGAAGAAAGGGCGAGAAUUUGGGAAAACUGGAUCAUCCAGGAACGGCAAUAUCUGCGCCAAUGUCGUGUUCUCAAAAGUCACUCUCGUUGUGGCCGACAGGACGAGACGGUAUCUCUCGCUGGAUUUGAAGCAAUCAAGGUUCUAGGAAGGGGGAGUUUUGGAGUUGUGAGGCUGGUCAGAGAAAAGAAAAAGGAUGUAUUUGCAAUGAAAGUGAUCCGGAAAUCUGCAAUGAUACGCAACAGCCAAGAAGGUCACCUCCGAGCUGAACGAGACUUUCUUGUUGCAUCGGCCAAAUCUCGAUGGAUUGUGCCAUUGAUUGCAAGCUUCCAGGAUCGUGAUCAUUUGUAUCUUAUCAUGGACUACAUGGUCGGUGGUGAUUUCCUGGGAUUGCUAAUGCGCCAGUGCAUCUUGCCCGAAGAAAUCUCCCGAUGGUAUGUUGCAGAGAUGAUCCUGUGUAUCGAAGAAGCCCAUCGGCUAUGUUGGAUCCAUCGCGAUGUCAAGCCCGACAAUUUCCUCAUAUCUGCGUCCGGUCAUUUGAAAAUAUCCGACUUUGGCCUAGCCUUUGACGGACAUUGGGCUCAUGAUCAAGUAUAUUACAAUGAGCAGCGAUACUCCCUGCUCAGGAAACUCGGGCUUCAAGUGGCCGGAGAUUCUCAGGACAGAAAAGAAGCUCGCAAGCCGGCAAAGGCAUCAUUCCAUGAUUUCGGUCCUGGAGCCGAAACUGACUGUACACCACCUACGAUGGGUCUGCUUGGAUGGCGUGACCGCACUCAGAAGCGGCGUUUGGCCGCAAGCGUGGUGGGAACUAACCAGUACAUGGCACCAGAGGUUGUUCGGGGUGAGCUAUAUGACGGCCGAUGCGACUGGUGGAGUAUCGGCAUCAUACUAUACGAGUGUCUCUACGGCUUCACGCCCUUUGCUUCGCACGAUCGUCAGAAGACCAAGAUGAAGAUCCAUCAUCACCACGAGACACUCUGUUUUCCCGCUAGUAGAGCGUCGGACAAGCGGGUUUCGCCUGACGCAAUUGACCUUAUCAAUUAUCUGCUUCAAGAAAAGGAGCAUCGGCUGUCAUCAAGCAAUCGAAACUACAAGGGCUUUUACGUCUUCCCAAACGACGCAGCAGAUAUCAAGAUUCAUCCUUUCUUCCGCAACAUCAAGUGGGAUGAGAUCCAUCAGUCGGUUCCUCCAUUCGUCCCCAAAGUGAAAGGCUGGGAGGACACCAGGUACUUUGACGAUGCAGGAUAUGAGGGUGACCACGAUGAUAUCUCCAUAAUGUCGGAUCCUGACCACCCCGAAGACGACAGUGAGAUGGAAGAACCGGUUCCAGCUAAAGCCGAAACUCCUUCGCCCCAGGAUGCAAAUCGACAUCCCGCACCUGGUCCAGGUCCAGGGCCAGGAGGUAAAGCCUCUCCGCACAAGGAUCGCAAGAGGAAAGAGCGAAAACGCCCGCGGGACAAGCUUCUGCGUGACCGGCAAAUGCGGAGAACAGUGCUCGAGAUGCGCAAGAAAGGGGCAUUCUUGGGUUACACCUAUCGACGUCCCAAGUCCGUGGCCGUAGCCUUGACCCCUGAUCGGGGUCGUCACCGUCUAGGGCGAGGCCAGCUGUCGGAACUAUAUGGC